GUUCCGUCCUUCCCAGAUCCCAGGGAGAUGACGAGUCGAGCUUCUCCAAUGGAGACCGGCCUGCUACCCUGCCCGCACAGGAUUACUCCCCCGCCCGCCAACCGCCCCCGUCGCUCGUGGAGUCCAAGUGCUUGUUGUUUUGCCAAGGAGAAAGCCCGUAUUAUAUAAGAACAUCUGUUAACCGAAUCACGGUUUUCUUGUAAAAAUCACUGCAGAUGUAAACUUAGGAACAAUAUCCAGAAUCUAGUAAUGUUAUUUGUGCACUUAGGGCUUGCUCAUUUGAACAUAUUCGUGCUCUUCGUAUGUUUGUCCCUGUAGUAUAAUAAUUUCUUAACAAUGUUUUGUUUAUUAUUAUGUCAUUUCAGUGUAGUGUUUGUAUAAUAUGGUUUGUAUCCUCUAGUGGACAUCACCUGAAACUGCAUGUCAUUUUGUUCUUCUCACACAGAUCAUGGUCUGUGCCUAGAUUCGACUCGAAAUGGGAACUAAUCAAUUUGUGUGAACAUUCAUCGCAAGUCAAGAGCAUACCAGAUACCUUCACUUCAUUAUACACUUAUCUGAACUCAUUCAUAUGCCCUCUGAUUGAAGAAGUACAUGCUGAUGUAUUUUCAUCAUUGGGCGGCUAUGCUCAGGCGAACUUUAUACAAAUAAUCUGGGUUGAGAAGCUUGAUGGUGAGAAAUCGAUAUACUGCUUUGAGAUUUCUGAACCAUCAAAGGAUCAGAAGUCGAGGCAGACAUAUGAUCCUCAGGAGGGGGACAUAAUAGUUGUAUCCUCGCGGAAACCGUGGCAUGUGUCUGAUUUGAUACAAAAUAAGGCAUCAUAUGUUUUAGGUUCAGUCCUAAAACGUGGAAACAAUGAUAAAAAUUUCCCAAGCAACUGUUGUAUUGUUCAGUUUUUAUCUGCUAUUCCUGUUGAAGUAGAUCCAGAAACAAAGAUACGUCCUGGGCCAUCAUUUGCUGCGUUUCUUAUAAAUAUGAAGACAUACAACCGUAUAUGGAAGUGCCUUUGUAUGGAAGGAGAACGUCAGAACAGGAGUAGUACUGGCAUCGUCAAUCUGGUGUGGCAAUACAAGCGAAGGGUACUGGAUGCUAGCCCAUCAUGCUCCCAGAUACCGCAUUGCUCCGCUCUUAGAUCAAUUGAUGGUCUUGGCCUUGAGAAGUUCAACCUAAAUGAUUCACAGCUCAAUGCGGUGGUAGACUGUGUCUCAGCAAUGGAGAACCACUCGCCUUCCCUAAAACUGAUAUGGGGCCCCCCUGGGACAGGUAAAACAAAAACCAUUAUUACUAUCCUUUGGGCAAUGCUCAUCAAGGGUGUAAAGACACUUGCCUGUGCACCAACCAAUACUGCCAUACUGGAAGUUGCAUCUCGAAUUGUCAGGCUUGUUGGAGAGUCAUCAGAUGGCAGCCUCUGCUUUCUGAAUGAUAUUGUCCUGUUUGGAAAUAAAGAGAGGAUGAAAAUAGAUGAUCGUCAUGAUCUUUCCAUGGUUUUCCUUGACACGCGUGCAGAGCGGUUGUUGCCAUGUUUCGUACCACAUACUGGUUGGAGGCAUUGCUUGUGCUCAGUGAUAGAUCUUCUUGAGAAUCCUGUUACCAAGUACAAAUUGCACAUUGAAAAAAUUAUUGAGGAAAUGAAGAGGGAAAAAGAAAUAUCUGAAAAGGAUGGGGACAAACCCCUCCGGGGCAAGGAUAGGAAAUCUUUUCGCCCUCGUUAUCCUUUGCGUUCAAAACCCAACUCGAAAUACCAUCUUAUUGGGCCUCUCUCAGUGUUCCGCAACAUAAGAUCUAUCACUAAGCACAAGCAUGGGUAUAAAACCCUCCGGUGCAAGGACAGGAAAUAUUUGCUCCCACGUUAUCCUUUGUGUUCCAAUCCCAACUCCAAAGAUCAUCUUGUCGAACCUCUCUCAGUGUUCCGCAAGACAAUCCAUAACAGGCCUGAAGACGAGGAAGAAGAGUGCCAUAAAGAAGCAUUCAGAGUACUGCCGUUCAAGGAUUAUUUGAAAGAUAGCUACAACAAACUUUCUAAGGAUUUGUGCUGUUGCAUUGAGAUACUAUACAACGACCAUCCAAGAAAUUCAGAAACAGGAAAGAGCUUUCAGUGUAUGCUGGAAGUGCUUGAAUUGAUCAAAAUUCUGCAUGCUUUGAUAAAUUGUGACAGGGAUAGUGAUGAUAUAUGGUCAGAUAAACUUCUUGAGGGUGAGCUAGAAGAGGAUUGUAACCCUGUUACCUGGCCCGAGCAGCUAGCCUGUGUGCGGACUAAUACAUGCAACAAAUCCAAGUUCAAGCUGGCCAGAUCUCUGUGUGUGCAAGAGCUAAGAUAUCUUCGAGAAAAUUUUGAUCUUCCAAAUUAUUACAACACGAAGGAAAUUCAACUGUAUCUGCUGCAGAGAACGAAAUGCAUUCUCUGUUCAGUUUCCAGUUCUUCCAGGUUGUACGGCGUGCCGAUGGACAAGUCUGCUUUUUAUAUUGGCCAAUUACUCAAGAAUCCUGAAAAGUUGAAUCCUGUGGAGUUGCUGAUUGUCGAUGAAGCUGCACAGCUCAAAGAGUGCGAGACCUUGAUUCCCUUGCAGCUGCCUGGCAUAAGGCAGGCUGUUUUUAUUGGAGACGAAUAUCAAUUGCCUGCUCUGGUGAAAAGCAAAAUAUCUGACAAUGCAAACUUUGGGCGAAGUGUUUUUGAGAGGUUAAGUAUGCUGGGCUAUAGUAAGCACCUUCUCAAUGUGCAAUACAGGAUGCAUCCAAAAAUAAGCAAAUUUCCAGUUGUUACACUUUACAAUAGCAGGAUAUCUAACGGUCCCAAUGUUACUACUAAGAGCUAUGAAAAGAGGUUCCUAGCAAGCAAACUCUUUGGCUCGUACUCAUUCAUAAAUGUAGAUGGAGGACAUGAAACAAUGGAUGUCCACGGCCGUAGCCUUAAAAACACAAUUGAAGCUGCUGCAGUUUCGCAGAUAGUGGAGAGGUUGUUCAAAGAGUCAGUAUCUACAGGAAUCAAGAUCUCAGUUGGUGUUGUGUCCCCAUAUAAUGCCCAAGUUAGAGAAAUCCAUGAAAAACUCGGUAAAUCCUACAAUAAGCAUGAUGGUUUCUCUGUGAAAGUGAAAUCUGUGGAUGGUUUCCAAGGUGCAGAGGAAGAUAUUAUUAUCAUAUCAACAGUGAGGAGCAACAAAGCUGGUUCUGUUGGAUUUCUCACAAACAUGCAGAGGACCAAUGUGGCUCUGACAAGGGCAAAGCACUGUUUAUGGAUUGUAGGAAAUGGGAUGACUCUUUCCAACAGCAAGUCUGUUUGGCAGAAGAUAGUCAAUGAUGCACGUGAUCGUGGUUGCUAUUUUGACGCAAGUGAAGAUGAAGAUCUGUCAAAUGCAGUAAUCAAGGCAGUCAGUGAGCUGGACGAUGCUGAGAAUUUAGUGAAGAUGGACCCGCUGCAUGUAAGCAGGCCAAGGUUUCAGAACAAAAGGCCAAAAUACCGUCGGUGAGAUAGAUGUCAGGAGCCCGCUAAAAAAUGCUACGCAUUGUUGGCAUGUUGUCGUGGGGCAUUGCUAAAGAAAGUUAUAUCUGCAUUGGUAUGGCGCAACUGAGUGUCGCGAGAUGCCCCACGUUCUGCUGAGCCUAAGCUUGAUGCACGCUAAUUGCUCAAGUUCAAUUGUGUUAGUUUUUUAUGUUUUGAAAAAAAUCGUGUUAGUUUUCCAUUACUGCACCAAGACUGAUCGACAUAGACCCAUCCGCCUUAUUUUGGAAUGCUGUUUCUGAGAUUGUGGUCAGUUUUAAACUUGUCAUGAUGCUAGAUUGUGCUUGUGCCACGAAAUGGCACCUAUC
Messenger RNA from Lolium perenne, 3801 nucleotides. RefSeq lists its product as uncharacterized. Gene Ontology annotation, molecular function: helicase activity. The record is from RefSeq and is a predicted model, not a curated record. Lineage: Eukaryota; Viridiplantae; Streptophyta; Magnoliopsida; Poales; Poaceae.